Messenger RNA from Chiloscyllium plagiosum (whitespotted bambooshark), 1840 nucleotides. The record is from RefSeq and is a predicted model, not a curated record. NCBI's taxonomy places the organism in Eukaryota, Metazoa, Chordata, Chondrichthyes, Orectolobiformes, Hemiscylliidae.
UUUCACUUUAAAAUUAUGGCCCUUGUUAUUGACCCUUAGCCCUUGUUAUACGCAAAGAGGAACAGCUGCUUUCUAUACACUAUGUCCAACCUUACACACCUCGUGUCAGGUCGUCCCCUCCCCUCCCGAACAACACAAGCUUAUCCAGCCUCCUUUCACUGCUAAACUACUCCAUCCCAGACAACACCUUCUGCACCCCGUCUGGUGCAGUCCCACCACUGCUAAGCUACUCCAUCCCUGCUUUCAGGGAUCUGUGGGCACCCCCACUCUCCCCAAUCCCUCCGUUUCUCUUGAGCUCCCUUGUGUUUUAAGUUGGUUUGCACUUGUAGAAUCAGUAAUUGGUUUGCCAUUCUGUCUAUUGGAAACCGCUCUCGCUCUCGCUCUGUGUGUGUUAUCCUGCCCUCGGACCUAAGCGGCUGCCCCAGGACUUGGAGAACCUUGUCAAGUCUCAGAGGUUCAAAGCGUUGUGCCAGGAGCACAAUCUCUUAAACACAGAGUAGCAUUGGAAGGGGGAACGUUUUGUUCAUUGUACACAGUGUCGGGACAGUUGGGCCGAGACUGGUGCGCCUACUCUCGGGCUGUGGGCCCGUCUGACUUGUCAGCCCAGAUAGGAAUGAGAUUGCCCAAUCCGCCACUACAAGGAAUGCUACACAGCUGCACUGCGAUGAAUCACUUCACUCCAGAACUGCAGUCGUGACAGAAGCUCUUGGAAGAGCUCUCCUCCCUCCCGACCCCAAUCCAAGGAGCAGAGCUGUGGUGAGAUCAGGAGGCAAAAACAAAAAUGCAUCGAUUAAGGACUUGUGCUGCUAAGCUGAGGCCACUGACGGCCUCUCAGACUGCUAAAACAUUAUCACACAAUGGGCCAGUAGUGUCUAGGACGUUUCAGCAAGGUCGCUUCUACACAGCGCCUGUGGCAGCUGAGCCCUUUCUGAGCGGGACUAGUUCGAACUAUGUUGAGGAAAUGUACUUUGCGUGGCUUGAGAAUCCACAGAGUGUUCAUAAGUCUUGGGAUGUGUUCUUCCGAAAUGCCAAUGCAGGGGCGGCGCCAGGCACAGCUUACCAAAGUCCUCCGCCGUUGGGUGCCAGCGUCGCGUCUCUGUCCAGCGUCCAGUCGGUGAUGGUGGCUCAGCCCAACGUGGACAAGUUGGUGGAGGAUCACCUGGCAGUGCAGUCGCUCAUCAGAGCUUACCAGAUCCGGGGUCACCAUGUUGCGCAGCUCGACCCACUAGGAAUCCUGGAUGCGGACUUGGAGUCGUCCCUUCCAGCUAACCUAGUCACCAGCUCAAACGGACUUGGUGAGGGCUCUAGAGUGGGCGGACCCCUCUCUCUCCUCAUUUUUUUAAAAAAAACAAAAUGUUUUGGUGUUGGAGCUCCUUUUUGUUUUUUUAGAAACCCCCCUUUCCAACCAACCCGAGUUUUGGCUUGUAGUUGUUAAAAGCAUGCGUGCAUGCAGUGCUGAACACUCUGCACUUUUCCUCCUGUAUGCUGAUUUGUCAAUGCUGAUCCGCCGUCGGGGCUGCACUUCUGAAUGACACCAAGUGCAUGUGUGAGACUGUGUGUGCGUUCUAACACUACCCUCUCCGCUGCUUCUCCCACAUAACCUCUGACCCCGCCCCCCCCUCCCCCUUCACCACUGACAAACAAAAUCUCCGUUGUCUCCAUGGGCAAUUCAAAAAUACCACGUCAAUAAUUCCUGUCACUGAGUCUGUAGUCGAACUGCAGUAAAGGAUUUUACUGACGUAUGUCAGACUGCGGACCUACCCGUUGGCUUAUUUUCUUCAAAAAUCCUUUUCGUUUCUCUUAACCCUGUCCCGGAGUUGGCCGCCAUUUUUUUUUCUCU